AUGCAAACUAUCCAAGCUUUUCAUCUGGGCCGUUAUUUCUGUUCGAGGGUGGUGUCAAAGUUCAAUGCUGUCUCACAAAACGAGUGGAAUUCAGCUUUUAAAGCAGAGAUUGAUGCUGGAUUCUUUGAUACCGCACUCUCACUCUUCUCCUCCAUGCUAGCCUUAGGUGUUAGGCCUGAUCACUUCACACUUCCGCUCAUUAACCGUGCCGUUUCAUCACUGUCUGACUGGUUUGAUGUUGGGGAAGCAAUCCACUCACUUGGCAUUCGAAUGGGAUUUCAGAAUGAUAUCUUCUUCUGCAAUACAAUGAUGGAUGUGUAUGUGAAAUAUGGGUGGAUUAGCUCUGCUCAUUAUCUAUUUGAUGAAAUGCAUUAUAGAGAUGUGGUGUCUUGGACUUGCUUGAUUUCAGGUUAUGCACGGUCUGGAAGAGUUCUUGAAUCUCUUCGAUUGUUUCCUGAGAUGCGAAUGGCAGGUAUGGAGCCAAACGAGGUGACACUCGCAGUCAUGCUGCGGUCUUGUGCUGUGGAGAAAAACAUUUACUGUGGAAGAAAAUUAUAUGGUUUUGUUAUCAAAAGAGGGUUUGAAAGUCAUGAGUUGGUGCAGAAUACGAUCUUGAUGAUGUUUAGCAGGGUUGGUUAUCUUGAAGAAGGAGAGAAGUUCUUUGGCCAAAUUGAAAAGAGGAAUGUUAUACCAUGGAACAUCAUAAUGUCAGGAUAUUCUUUGUUUGGAGAUGUGCACAGAAUCGUUGAUUGCUUUGAGGAUAUGAUGUCCAAAUCUAUUUCUCCAAGCCAUGAGACAAUAACUCUGGUUAUCUCAGCGUUCACUAAGAGUGGCAAACUUCUCCAUGGCCAGCAGGUUCAUGCUUUUGCAGAGAAAGCUGGAUUUGCAGAUAUGGUCUGCAAGUCAUCUCUUAUUGAUUUUUAUGCCAAAUUUGAAGGGGAGCUUUCAUCAUCAAUCAAGUUAUUUGAAGAAUCGAAAGCAAGCGGAAUCAAUGUCUGGACCACGAUGUUGUGGGGAUUCAUUCAAAACAAACAAUUCCUGGAAGCCAUCCAUUUGUUCAGAAGAAUGCAGUGUCACGGUUUUGUGCCCAAUGCUGACAAUCUAAGGGCUUUAGUCCUUGCAUGCAUUCAACAAAGCACAUCAAAAUAUGGCAACACUGUACAUGGCUAUCUGAUCAGGAACAAACACAGCAUCAAUGGAGAUGUGGAAUCAUUGGAAACAUCUAUCCUAAACAUGUACAUGAAAAGCGGCUGUCUGUUGUCAGCGCAGAGGUUUUUUGACAGUAUCAUUGUCAAAGAUAUAGUGGCAUGGAGUUCAAUGAUGGAUGGAUACGCAAUUCACGGUCGUGGUUCUGAAGCUCUGCAAUUAUUCAAUCAAAUGCGAGAUGAAGGUGUUAAACCAAACAGUAUCACAUUUCUGAGUUUAUUAACAGCAUGCAGCCACUCUGGCCUCGUGGCCGAAGGUUGCAAAGUGUUCAAUAUCAUGACCGGAGAAUACGGGAUCAAGCCUGAGCUGAAUCAUUAUACUUGCAUGGUAGACAUUCUUGGCAGGUCGGGGAAGCUGAAAGAAGCUGUUGAAGUAAUCGAUAAUAUGAUAAUUGAUCCUGAUGCACGAAUUUGGGGUGCUCUUCUUGCCACUUGUAGAAUUCAUUCAGAUUGGAAACUGGCAACUUAUGCUGGUCAAAAGCUUUUAGAAUUGGAACCUGAUAACGUGGGGUAUCAUGUUGUUCUCAGUAAUGCUCAUGCUAGUGGUGAGAAAUGGGAUGAAUCUGAGAAAAUUUGGAAGAUGAUUAGUGAGAAGGAGAUGAAGAAAAAUCCAGGUAAGAGUGGUAUUGAAGUUCAGGAGGGGAUUCAUAUGCUUUGA
Molecule: messenger RNA, 1863 nt
Organism: Dioscorea cayenensis subsp. rotundata (Guinea yam)
Lineage: Eukaryota; Viridiplantae; Streptophyta; Magnoliopsida; Dioscoreales; Dioscoreaceae
Product: pentatricopeptide repeat-containing protein DOT4, chloroplastic-like
Exons: 1
Coding region: 1-1863 (620 amino acids)
Biological process (GO): RNA modification
Molecular function (GO): RNA binding; protein binding
Source: RefSeq, a predicted model, not a curated record